This is a messenger RNA of Lolium rigidum, 3491 nucleotides long. Its product is annotated as translocase of chloroplast 101, chloroplastic. Gene Ontology annotation, biological process: protein targeting to chloroplast. Gene Ontology annotation, cellular component: chloroplast outer membrane. The transcript is spliced from 2 exons. The record is from RefSeq and is a predicted model, not a curated record. Gene Ontology annotation, molecular function: GTPase activity; GTP binding. The coding region runs from base 126 to 3332 and encodes 1068 amino acids. Lineage: Eukaryota; Viridiplantae; Streptophyta; Magnoliopsida; Poales; Poaceae.
GCCGCCCGCCACCGCCGCCGCCGACGAGGUUGGCGGACUAGACGCAAUCCGUGGACGCCACCCCGAGCUGCCUAAUCCAACCACAAAGAACUAGGGUUGCGCUCCGUGCGCCUUCGGGGAUCGCGAUGGAGAACAGUGCCGUGGGCGAGAAGGGCCUGCCGGAGGCGGAGGAUCGGGGGAGCCAGGGCGGAGUCGCCGAGGAGGAAGUCGCUGCGGACCCGGCGGCCGCCGCGAAGGUGGGUGGUAGCGGCGAGAUCUUGGAUGCCAAAGAAGGGGACGGGGCCGAGGGGGUUGUGCCGGCGCAGGAGGGCGGUGGCGGUGAGGCUGUGGAGGUCAGGCAAAUGAACGCUGACGGCGAGGUGGCGGUGUCCGAUGUGGACUCGAACGAGGCCAACAUGGAUCCAUCGGCCGGCCAAGAUCACCAGGCUGCCCAGAACGGCGCAGCGCCGGAGGACGGGCCACCGGCGGCGGCCGUGGAGUCUGAUGAGGACGCCGAUCUGUUUGUGGAGGUAGAGCAGCACGAGCCAGCUGGUUCAGAUCAUAGCGAGGAGUUUUUUGAUAAUGCGGAGACUUUGGUGACCGGAGAAUCUGUCGCCAUUGAGGGUGAGGUAAUUGAGGAUGGUAUGCAUACUGAGAUUGGUGUUGAGGAUGACGAUGCCCAUGAUGAGCAUCGGGAGCGCUUAGAGGAGGCAGCCAUGUUGGAGGCAAUCAGGCAGUGUGUGACAGAUGCUGUUCUGGCUGAACAUCUCCCAGAUCAUCCUGAGAGGGGCAGUGAAGAUGUUCCUGGCUCUGAUAGCAAUCCUGAGCUCCCCACUAAUUCUAGUGAACCGGAACAUGUUAAAGAAGCUACCUUGGUUGAUCAGAGCAAAGAGCAGCCAGAAGAUGGCAAGGGAGAUAUUGCUGCCCGUGAUACCAAGCUUGAGGUGCCUACACAAUCUGGAGGUGAAGCUGAUGUGGUGAUCGAGGAAUUGGAUGACUCAAACUCCUCUGAUGAUGAGAAUAAAGCUAGCUCUGCUCCUGCACAAUCCUCUAGUGCCGCUGAAGGCCAGACCAAUGCCCCCUCUUUGCUGGCUCGUCCUGCUGGCCUUGGAUCAUCGACUUCCCUGCUGCAACCUCCUGCCCGACCUGUUCAGCAGGUCCGUGCUAAUGGUCCAGUCGCUGUGGACAGGGAUGCUCGGCAGGAUACUGAAUCUGCUGGGGAUGAUGGAGAUGAGAAUGAUGAAAUCCGUGAUAAGCUCCAGAUGAUCCGUGUUAAGUUUUUGCGUCUUGCAAACAGGUUUGGGCAAACGCCUCACAAUAUGGUGGUCUCACAGGUCCUUUACCGGCUCGGGCUGGCAGAACAGAUUAGAAGAAAUGGUCGUGGCGUUUUUAGCUAUGACAGGGCACAGGAUAUGGCAGAACGUCUUGAAGCUGCUAAUGAGCCCCUUGAUUUGUCUUGCACUAUCUUGGUUCUUGGUAAAUCUGGGGUUGGUAAAAGUGCUACUAUCAAUUCGAUUUUUGAUGAUGUCAAGCUAGACACUGAUGCUUUUGAAUCGAGCACUAGAAAAGUUCAAGAAGUAGUUGGUACGGUUGAGGGAAUCAAAGUAAAAGUGAUUGAUACACCUGGCCUUUCAAGCUCAUCUUCAGACCAGCACUACAAUCAGAAGGUUCUCAAUUCUGUGAAGAAACUUGUCAGCAAAAACCCUCCUGAUAUUGUUCUUUAUUUUGACCGGCUGGAUAUGCAGAGUAGGGACUAUGGUGAUGUCCCUCUGCUGCAGUCCAUCAGCAAAGUGUUUGGAGCCUCGGUCUGGUUCAAUGCGAUAGUCGUGUUAACUCAUGCUGCAUCUGCACCACCGGAUGGGCCAAAUGGAAUUCCUCUUAGCUAUGAGAUGUUUGUCACCCAGAGGUCCCAUGUAGUCCAGCAAGCAAUAAGGCAAGCAGCUAGUGAUGUUCGUCUCAUGAAUCCAGUCGCUCUGGUGGAAAAUCACUCAGCUUGCAGGACAAAUAGGGCAGGCCAGAGAGUGUUGCCAAAUGGACAAGUCUGGAAGCCACAGCUGCUAUUACUCUGCUUUGCUUCAAAGGUCUUAGCAGAGGCCAAUUCGUUUCUGAAGUUGCAGGAUAGUCCCGCUGGUAAACCUUCUAGUACGAGGAUUCCUCCACUUCCUUUCCUCCUCUCUUCACUUCUUCAGUCCCGAGCCCCGCUGAAGUUGCCAGAGGAGCAGUAUGGAGACGAUGACGAUAUUGAAGAUGAUUUAGUAGAUGGUUAUGGUUCAGAUGAUGGCUCAGACUAUGACGACUUGCCUCCCUUUAAGCGCCUCACGAAGGCUCAACUUUCAAAGCUCAACCAUGCACAGAGGAAGGCAUAUCUUGAGGAGCUAGACUAUAGAGAGAAGCUAUUCUACAAAAAACAGCUGAAAGAGGAAAGUAUGCGUCGUAAAAUAAUGAAGAAGAUGGCAGUAGAGGCCAAGGAUCGAGUAGAUGAUUUCAGUAACAACAAUGUUGAGGAUGAUGGCAGUACUCCGACCAAUGUUGCUGUGCCUAUGCCUGACAUGGUAUUGCCCUCAACUUUUGAUUCUGACUAUCCUAGCCAUCGCUAUCGUUUUCUGGAUACACCAAGUGAAUGGCUUGUCAGGCCUGUCUUGGAGACGCAGGGCUGGGAUCAUGAUGUUGGUUAUGAAGGUCUGAAUGUUGAAAGGCUAUUUGCUGUCAAAGGUAAAGUCCCUUUAUCUGUAUCUGGCCAGCUGACAAAAGACAAGAAGGAGAGCUCCCUCCAAAUGGAGGUUGCGAGUUCUAUUAAGCAUGGCGAGGGUAAAACUACUUCAGUCGGACUUGAUAUGCAGUCCGUUGGUAAGGACAUGGCGUACACUGUUCGUGGUGAGUCGAGAUUUAAGAACUUCAGGCGCAAUAACACGGCUGCUGGGAUAUCUGCAACACUCCUGGGAGACUCUGUCUCAGCUGGUGUGAAGAUUGAAGACAAACUGAUAGUCAACAAGCAGCUGAGGCUUCUGGUAAGUGGCGGUGCUAUGAGCGGGAGACGUGAUGCAGCUUAUGGUGGCCGUCUCGAAGCAAUACUAAGAGACAAAGAUUACCCAAUAGGGCGCAUGCUUUCUACUCUCGCGAUUUCGGUCGUGGAUUGGCAUGGAGAUCUGGCAGUUGGGUGCAACGCCCAGUCCCAGAUUCCUGCUGGAAGAUCUAGCAACUUGAUUGGCAGUGUGAAUCUGAGCAAUAAGGGGACCGGGCAAGUCAGUAUCCGCCUGAACAGCUCGGAACAUCUACAGAUCGCACUUCUCGCCCUGGUGCCUAUAUAUAAGAACGUCAGGAAGUUACUGGAUAGCUACUAUGAAUCUAUCUAGUACAGUAGGAAGAUAGACAGCCAUAAGAUCCUUAGGGUUAAUCGAAUCAUAAAAUGGAACUCUCCAUAUGUUUAUUUAUUUUUCUAAUCUUUGUCAGCUUUGUAACAAAAUUCUAUUUUCCCGAGCUCUGCUCGGUGAGGUUAAAUUUUGGGAUGCAUC